Messenger RNA from Andrographis paniculata, 1637 nucleotides. Its product is annotated as protein CLT2, chloroplastic-like. NCBI's taxonomy places the organism in Eukaryota, Viridiplantae, Streptophyta, Magnoliopsida, Lamiales, Acanthaceae. The transcript is spliced from 10 exons. The record is from RefSeq and is a predicted model, not a curated record. The coding region runs from base 137 to 1426 and encodes 429 amino acids.
GGGCUAUCCAUGGCGGCAAUUGAAUUCAAUAAUAUAUCCUCAGGCAUGGCGCAGGACGGCGUCUGAAUCGGUAUUUAACUUUUCCGAUCCAGUUGAAGUUCCGUUGAAAAUUUUUUCCCCAAUUCUUCCCGAAGCGAUGAAUUUCCUCACCGCCGCCCGCACCAGAUCCUCCGCCGCGUCGCUGCACAAUUCCGGCGGCGGUUACCGCCGUCCAUCUCGCGCAAUCGUAACUCGCCGGACUUUCCUCCGAUUCCGGUCCGAUCCGCCGAUAUCACGUGAUAAUAAUGUCACGUGCUCUCUGUCGAGCAACGGUUUCUGCAACAAAGGGAGUGAUGUUAGGAAGCCAAAGAAUUUGGUACCCUCUGCUUUAGAAAAUUCCGCCGGCGCAAUUCCGGCGACUCCGAGCUCCGGCGACGAGAACCGGCGGCUUGCGGUGGUUGGUUGGUCGGCGACGACACUCCUCCUCGCCGUCGGCAACAGAGUGCUUCAGAAACUGGCUCUAGUCCCCAUGAAAAACUACCCGUUCUUCCUGGCGCAGGUUAACGGAAUUGUAUACGUAGGCGUUUACUUCUCUGUGCUUCUGAUGAGGUACCGCGCAGGAUUAACUACAGGUGAAAUGUUAGCCAUUCCUAAGUGGCCUUUCGUCGCCAUUGGCGUCCUCGAAGCUUUUUCCGUCGUCUCUGGAAUGUACGCUGGAGCAAUGCUUCCAGGGCCAGCAAUACCAUUGCUUUACCAGACAUUUUUGGUGUGGCAAUUAGUGUUUUCGAGCCUCCUAUUAGAAAGAAGGUACUCAUUGAAUCAAAUCAUCGGGUGCCUUUUUGUAGGCGCAGGAGUCGUCGUGGCUGUAACAAGCGGAGCAAGUCAUACGCGAAUGCUAGCCGGCAUCGGGAUUUUGUGGCCGGCACUCAUGGUAGCUUCGAGUGCAUUUCAAGCCGGUGCAUCCAUCGUAAAGGAAUCGAUUUUCGUUGAUGCUGCAGCACAUCUAAAGGGGAAAUCACUCGAUACCUUCGUCGUAAAUGCCUUUGGAUCGGGAUUUCAGGUUCUUUUUAUGCUUCUCUUCUUGCCUAUCCUCGCGAACUUGGAGGGGCUUUCGAUAACCGGGUUGCCCUCGUACUUCAAAGACGGCACCGCGUGUUUCUUGAACCUCGGCGGCAAUUCCAUAGGAUGCAAUGGCGCGCCGUUGCUCCCGGCCCUAUACAUCGCUUCGAACAUCCUUUUCAACAUAUCGAUCCUCAAUCUUUUGCGAGUUUCUGACGCCAUCAUCGCCUCUCUUGCCGCUAGAUCUGCAGUUCCAAUUGCAAUUUAUGUAUUGUCAUUGCCAUUGCCAUUCCUCCCACAAGGUGUGACCCUAAGCCCCCUUUUUCACUUAGGUUCUAUGAUACUUGUUUUGGGCUUGAUUUUGUACAAUUUGCCGAAACCUCGGUAAGGUAUACAGAUUGGUGUUGCUAGCUAAUCGGACAACUUAUCAUAUAUGUUCUUCGUUUAAAGUACGAUGAAAGUUAAUUUUGUAACUAGUUUGAUAAUGUUGUUUUGAUCCUCUAAAAUUACUUUGUAAUAUUGAAAACUCGAUAGUUUAUCCACGAUGCAUAUCGUGAGACAUAGAAUUUUAAUAUUGGAAGACUAAAAAAAAAAAUCAA